GAAUGUUUAUUUUAGGGUUAAGGUCAAGGUUAGGAUGUGAUUAUUAUUAAAUUUUAAACCUUUCGUCAGCUUGGAUACAUAAAAAGAAGAACAACGUGGUCUUUAGUGGUGGUAAUAAAAAGUUACAUUGUUAAAGAUGGAUGCAACAGACAAACCUUUAAGGAUUCCCAUGGAAAUGUCAAUGUAUGCAGAGAAGCAUGAAAUAUUCGACCUUAUCCAGACCCUUGUGAGAAACCUUUUGAUUGACAAGCCAGAAGAUCCCAUUCAGUACCUGAUAGGACUUCUGAAGAGGGAAAGUAUAGAAGUGCCAAGAAUUUUGAUCCUGGGCCCACCAGCCUCAGGGAAAACAACAGUUGCUAAAAAGUUGUGUGAGCACAUUGGUGCUAUUCAUAUAACCUCUAGCAGCAUCCUUAAGGGUGACACUGAGCUGAGCAGGAAGACGAAGCAGUACACAGAGGAGAGUCAGGAGAUCCCACAAGCCCUCUGGAUCAAGCUGAUUGAGGAACGGCUAUCAAAAGCUGACUGUGUGAGACGGGGUUGGGUGCUGGAGGCUAUCCCCAAAAGCAGACAAGAGGCGCUGUGUCUGCAGGCAUCUGGCAUUGCCCCCGAGCAUGUUGUGAUGUUGCAGGCACGCAACGACGUCCUGACUGAAAGGAAUCUGGGCAAGAGGAUAGACCCUGUCACAGGAGACGUGUACCACGUUACUUACAUGUGGCCCGAGAGUGCCGAGGUGGCUCAACGUCUCGAGAGGCCAGACAACCAGACGGAAAUGACCCGUCAGUUGCAAGCGUACCAGCGGGAGCUCCAGGGUCUACAGGACGCUUACUGUAACAGCCUGAAGAUCAUCGAUGCUGAUCAGCCUCAUGUAGAUGUGUUUGGUCAAGUGCUGAGCUACGUUCUGUCCAGGCAUCGCUCUGAUGCACCUCACACUCCCAGAAUCCUCUUGUUCGGACCGCCAGGUUGUGGGAAGAGUCUCCAGGCCAGCUUGCUUGCCCAGAAAUACAGCUUAGUUGACAUUUGUUGUGGUGAACUUUUGAAAGCAGUGGCGGCGGAUGAGAGCAGUAUGGGAGAGCUCAUUAAACCCUUUCUGGAGUCAGGACGGCGAGUGCCUGACAGCAUGGUGCUACAGAUCCUGACUGAGAGACUAAGCCGGGUGGAUUGUAUCACACACGGCUGGGUCCUUCACGGCUUCCCUUGGGAUGUAGAACAGGCCGAGAGACUGCAGGAGUCCAACUUUCUCCAAAGCAGGGUGUUUUUUUUGGAGAUGAGUGAUGAUGUGGCUCUGGAGCGACUGACACUCAGGUCCACCGAUCCUGUGACGGGGGAGAGAUAUCACUCAUUACACAAUCCUGCUCCGGAUCCAAAAGUACAGGCUCGGCUCCAGAGUAACCCACGGGACUGUGAGUCUGAAGUCUGCAAGAGGCUGGAGGAGUACCGGAGCCAUGCAGCUGCCCUACAGGCCUUCUACCCCCAGGCUGUGCAGGUCAACGCUGAUCAGCAACCUCACACCGUGUUUGAGUGCCUGGAGAACGGGAUGGUCGGCCGUCCUUCCAAAGUCCUGCCUGAAUUAAACAUCCAAGCCUUCUCUGGCUCCUCUGGUCUGUAAUCACUCCCCGCUUGUUGACCCCAGCUGAUCACAGGGGAGUACAGCAGACCAGCUAAUUAUACACAUGUUUAAUUAAUGUCGCAAUAAAAGGCAGCCUGUCUGGACUCUUUGUCAGGGGUAGUAUUAGUCCUGCUUCAGUAGUCUCAUGCUAAGGAGCAAGAGCUCCUCUGAUUAUUAAUCUCUAUCUCUCUCUCUUUCUCUCUCUCUCUCUCUCCCCCUUACACACACAAAGAUUCAGAGGUCAGUCAGCUGGCUCCCAAUGGAGAGGAAAGGAGUUAAGUGCACUGGUUAGCGAGAUGUGUUAACAGCCAAGCAUUCAAACUCCCCUCAGAUACCGUGCCAUGACAGGCAGACAUUGACUUAAUUAGAGCGAAUGAGCUCAGAAUAUGCAUCAGCUCUGAAUACAUAAACAGGGAGUAAGCAGGAGAAAUGGCAUGUUUUUUUCAAACGAUCUCAGCCCGCACUGUAGCAGGAAGAGUAUGUUUACUCUCCAAACAAUGAUUUUAGAGGAUAUGUGAAGGAAUACAGAAUUGCAGAUGAUGGAAUUACUAAAUGAGUAAUGCUUUUUAGUGCCCCGUUAUUUUCUGCACAGAUGCUA
Molecule: messenger RNA, 2204 nt
Organism: Tachysurus vachellii
Lineage: Eukaryota; Metazoa; Chordata; Actinopteri; Siluriformes; Bagridae
Gene: ak8
Product: adenylate kinase 8
Exons: 14
Coding region: 137-1606 (489 amino acids)
Biological process (GO): nucleoside triphosphate biosynthetic process
Cellular component (GO): cytoplasm
Molecular function (GO): nucleoside diphosphate kinase activity; ATP binding; AMP kinase activity
Source: RefSeq, a predicted model, not a curated record